UGCGACUCGCUCGCUGCAGUACAGAACAGACAAAACACAUGCGCUUGCUCGAUAAUCGCGCAGUCCAGCCAGUCAGUCCAGCUUCGCUCUCACUGGCAGAAUUUUCCAUUUAUCGCUGCAGUUGUCGGAAAAAUUGAUUUCAAAAUAUUUGCCAUACAAACAUGUUACUGUUCUCUCUGACGGAUCAACUAUUAUGCUGUCCUAAACGCCUGACAACAAAGACCAGCAUUGCAAAAACAGCAGCAGCAGCAACAACAAAAACAACAACUACUACACACUCCAUAACUUUAUAACAAGAGAUUUUCGUUUUCGCGCAAUUUUAAGAAAAGUAACAACAACAGCGACAACAUCAAAAAAGUUGGCGCCAAAAAUUUCUUAAAAUCACCGAAAAGUAAACGAAACGGAAAAAAGGGAGUAUAUAUAAAAAGCAAGCAACACCGCAAAUAAAUUAAACAAAUUACGCUAAAAGCGAACAACUCUUUUGAAAAAAGAUAACGAAACGAUAAACUACAAAGAAUUUAAAUUUUAAAAUAUUUUUGUUCUCAACACACAAUUUCACCAACUAAAUUUGCUAAAAGAGUGUGGGUUAAUUAACUACAUUUGAUUACCGCUUGAAGUACAUGUAAUUUAGCGUGUGUUUGUGUGUGAUAUAGUUUGCUUUUAGGCGCAGUUAGUUUGGUACUAACUAAACUAGCUGCAUUCUAGAAAAAAACUUAUAAGCUUACUUUAACUAAUAAGGCGCUACACGCAGGACGCUUUGAGUUUCAUCAAAAAUUUCAUAUUUUCGUAAUGAAAAUUGCAAACAUGAAAUUUAAGCGCAAAUAUGGCUGUUUAAAUAUUUGAAAAAUAAUAUUAGUGUAUUUUUCGAAUAUUUUAUUUCAUAGUAUUUUAUAAGUUUACAAAACAUUAUAAACAACAAAUCUCCCCUGUCUCAACUAAGUCUGUAACUGUCUGUUUGUGUCUUCUUCUGUAAAACGCACCCCCCAUUACCCACCAACUGGUUAGAUUAAAACAAUACAUUUACACUUAAACACACACAUACAUACUUACAAAUAAAGCGUUUAAAUUUAAUGUUAUUUAAGCGCAGCUUUCAUAUUAAAGUGUAUAUACUUUCGUAAGCCAAUAGCUAGCAUUUGUAGUAUUUCAUACAAGCGGACGCUUCAAAGUUUUACGAUUUCUGCCACAUUUCUCUCUACCGCUCCUCUUACAGGGUGUAUACUUUUCAUAUUUUAUUUGAAUUUUUUUUCUAACUUCACUUUUUUUAAUAUACACGCUAAUAAUUGUGAGAAAACGUUGAAUCAAAUGAUAUUAUAAUCAAAUUAUCAAUAAUACAAUAACAACUAAAGAAAACGUUAAAUUAAUUGCACUUGAAAACAAAAACAAACAAAAAAUAACGUGCAACAUGGAUGCUUUGUCGCCCGAUUUACUUUGGAUGGUCAUACUCGGCUUUCUGAUCGCUUUCGUGCUGGCAUUCGGCAUUGGCGCUAACGAUGUGGCAAAUUCGUUUGGUACGAGUGUUGGUUCGGGUGUGCUUACCAUACGGCAGGCUUGUGUGCUGGCGACAAUAUGUGAGAUUUCUGGUGCGGUUUUGAUUGGUUACAAAGUUUCGGACACUAUGCGUAAAGGUAUUCUGGAAGUGGGUCUCUACGAGGGCGCCGAAGAGGAGCUAAUGUUGGGCUGUGUCGCUGCGCUGGCAAGCAGCGCUAUUUGGUUGCUGGUCGCCACAUUCCUAAAGCUACCCAUUUCGGGUACACACAGUAUAGUCGGUUCAACAAUUGGUUUUUCGCUGGUGGCUCGCGGUACACAGGGUCUCAAAUGGUCCACAUUGGCCACUAUAGUCGGUUCAUGGUUCAUAUCGCCGGUGAUGAGUGGUUUAGUCAGUAUUUUACUCUUUUUGGCCAUACGAAAAUUUAUUUUGCGCGCCAGCGAACCACUGAAGGCGGGCUUUCGUUCGCUACCGAUCUUUUAUGGUGCCACCUUUUUCAUCAAUGUCAUUAGUGUGGUGUUGGAUGGACCAAAGUUACUUUACAUGGAUAACAUACCCACGGGCAUAGCUAUAGGUGGCAGCAUUGCGCUGAGCUUAUUGGUUGCACUACUAACACAACUUAUUGUUGUACCAAUCCAAAAACGUAAAAUCGCUAAACAAUUACGCGCUCAAAACCCUGUCAAAUUCAAUUUUGAGGACUCCGUUGAAUCCUCACCGUCCGGUAGUCCUAAGAAAAAUCGUCGUCCAUUAUCACUCGUUAGCGAUGGCAAACAAUUGCCAGCAAUUGCCGAAAUCACCGAACUCGUCUCAUUGACCGACAAUUCACCGAAAACAUUCAAGUUGGCACCGUAUGGUCUAAAUAAAAACGGGCAUGUGACCACACCAAAUAACGGUUACACUGCAGAUGGUUAUAAGAUCAAUCCGGACAUCAUUAAGAAAGCCGAGGAUUUGCUGGGCAAAGCCAGUUUGGAUAAUACGGAUUUGACCAUUACAAGUUUGAAUUUCAUUGACGAGCAGUAUCAGAAUGGCAAUGGCAAUGGUUUGUUGCAGAAUGGCAAUCGGAAUAACAAUACAAACGGUUUGGUAUUGAAUGGUGGUGGUGGUGUUGGUAAAGCCAGUCAGUUGCAGGACUAUUUCAAGCCGGGCGUAAAAUCACCUUUAUUGGAUACGAAGAGCUUAGAACAUACCCAGGAGCUUCCAGCACAACAGCAGCAGCAGCAACAGCUGCUCGAAAGCAAUCAAUCACCCGGCUGUGUUGCAAAUAAUAAAAUUAUACUAACUGCCAUGGACACCAGUACCACCAACACUGCUGCUACAACAACCACAACUGCUGCACUCGCUAUUGCGCCAACAGUGGCUGGAAAGACACAAAUUUCGGAUGUAAUUGUUACGAAAGCCACAACAACAACUAUGUUGGAUCCUAUAACAACAUCCACAACUGCCAAAAAGGAUUUGAAAGUGGUUGAAAGCGGUAGCAGUUUGGAAAUGAUGAUAACCUCUACACUAUCCCCAAAUUCCAGUAAGAUACCGUUGAUUGAAAGCAAAGAGUUGAUACACGAUUUUAAGCAGACAGGCGAUCCAGCAGCGCACAAUGACGAGGAGUCCGAGGAGGUGUCAAUGCUAUUUUCAUUUUUACAAAUUUUAACUGCAACUUUUGGCAGUUUCGCACAUGGCGGCAAUGAUGUGAGCAAUGCCAUUGGACCAUUAAUCGCGCUGUACAUGAUUUAUAGGGAAGGUUCUGUGAUGCAAAAGGCCGAAAGUCCCAUUUAUAUUCUGAUCUAUGGAGGUAUUGGUAUCUCAGUGGGUCUAUGGCUGUGGGGACGACGGGUCAUCGAGACAAUCGGCAAUGAUUUAACAAAAAUCACAUCAUCCACCGGUUUUACUAUUGAGGUUGGUGCCGCGAUCACUGUGCUCUUGGCAAGCAAAAUCGGCUUACCCAUCUCAACGACGCAUUGCAAAGUGGGUUCAGUGGUUUUUGUUGGACAUGUGAGCAGCAAGGGACAUAAACCAGCGAAAGCCGACGGACUCUCGAAAGAGGCUUCAAUGGAAGGCGGCGUCAUUACAUCAUCCACUGCUACCACACCAACAACAGCGAAUGCGAAUGAAGUAAGCGGUAAAAUGACGGUGUCCUCAUCGACGAGCGCAAAUGCGAUGGCCAAUGGUGCGGGUGGUGUUGAAACUGUGGCUACUACAACUGCUGCCGCUGCUGCUGCGGUCGGUGCUGUCGAUUGGCAUUUGUUCAGAAACAUAGCCUACGCUUGGAUUGUGACCGUGCCGGUAACGGCGCUGCUCUCAGCUGGCAUAAUGUUUCUGAUGUGCAGCAUUGUUUUGGCAUAAGCCACAUAUAUGCAUGGCGAUUUAAUACAAAAACCAAAAAUAUAUUAUUAAAAAGCAGAGAACCAUGUUACAAUUAUUAAGUAUUCAUCAAAACUUACUAACAACGUAAGCGUAUCUACACAUAUGUACACAUUAACGAUAUUGUACUUAUUAUGAUAAUGUAAUUUAUUGUUAUUAUUAAAAAGAAAAGCGAUUAAAACAAAAUAUGGUAUAAUUAAAUUUAAAAAAAAUUAUUAAACAAAAAAAAAAAAAAUUGGCAGCGUAUAUGGAAAAAUUGUAAAAAAAAGUUUGAAAAAUGAAGGAUUUGAAAUGUUUGCAUAUUUGCGUAUUGAGUUAAAUUGUAAGUGCCAGUUAGCCUGCCAGCCAGCGUCAAUGCAUGUAUGCCAUAUACAUUACAAAAAAAAAAUUGAAAAAUUAUUAUUAAAUUAAAUUGAACAUUAAACGAAUAAUUAAAGAAAAAAUAGUAAUAUUUACAGUGGAAGCAGCUAAGUACUUACAUAAUUAAUUUAAAAGCAUGAACUAAGUAUUUCGUGCGUUGAUUGUUUGAUUUGAACGUCGUUUAGUCAUGUCCGUAUGAUAUUUGAAACCAAAACAAAAAAAAAAUGUUUUUAAAUGUGGGUUACAAAAUAAAAUUAUUAAAUAAAAAAUAUUUAUUAAAAUAUUUAUUCAAAACAAAUUAAUUCAAAGUACUCAUUGGCAACCUGUUGAUAUUGGCAAAAUAAUAAAAUAUACCAUUGAAAAGCAAUCGAACUUUUUUCAUUUUUUUUACACGACAAAACGCAUACACGUUAAUGGUAUGACAAAAAAUAAUAAAUAUAUAUAUUUGAAUUUAUAUAUAUUAAAAUAAUAUAUUAAAUUUUUUUUAAGCUUGCGAAAUUGUUAAUUUUAUACAAGUUGUUUUGAAAAUUUUUAAACGAGUAUUUUUAAAAAACAUUUUGUCUAAAAAUUAAAAGCAGUUUAUUAAUUAAUUAAAAUCAGUUAUAUUUAAGUAAUGAAAAUCUCACGAAAAAUCUCUGUCAAGCAGCCUUAAGUUCCAUUCCUAACUCACUAAGUUCGCUAAUUUUUUUAAAACUCAUUGAUAUUAUUUAGGAAAACAACAAUUUCCUUUACUCAACCUCAACUAAAAUGAAUUUAUUGUUUCUAAAACAAAAAAAAAAAACUUAGCGAAACAAUAAUUUAACCUUAAAACAUAAAUUUUAUAGAAAAAAUUCAUACAAGUACACUAAUAAAAUAAAAGCAUUACUUUUUGUUGAAAAAAAAACUUUAAAUUAGAUAAAAAAUAAAAUAAAAUACAAAAUUUAUAAUUUCAAAUGUCUUUGUUUGUAUUAAGUUUGAGUACGGAAAUCAAUUUUGUUAUUUUGCAAAAAAAAAAAAAAAAUAAUUUUAGAUACUCAAGUAUUUAGUAGUACUGCAAGUACAUACAACUGUAAUUGUAGCUGAAAAUAUUAGAGCAAAUGAACAAAUACAAAUAAAUAAGACGGGACACAAAUAAUUUAAACAAAAAUAUAUAAUUAGAGGCUGCAUACAAAUAUAAUGAUUGAUUACAAUUGGUUUGAAGGUCAAUUAAAUUAAAUAAAAAAAUAAUUUUUUUUUAAUAAAAACCAUAGAAUGGUGUAUUAUAUUUUAUUUUCUACUUCAAAGAAUUUAUAGUUAUAAAAUACAGGAAAAAAUUUUAAGUUUUUAAAACUAAAAAUCAAAAUAAUUUUUUAUAAACAAAAAAGUAUUAAUUUUAAAUAAUUUAUUAAUUUUGAAAAAUAUUGUGUGCUUAAAUUUUUUAUUUUUUUUAUAACUUUAAGUUUUAUAUCACUAACUUAGGUUACAAAUUUUAAUUUAGUUCACAAAACUCUUUUAUCUCUUUUUUUUGCUAUAAUUAAACCAAUAAAUUAAAAAAAAAGAAAGUAAAAUCAUAAAAUUUAAAUUUUUUUUAUAACCAAAAUAUUAUGUGCUAAAAUUCAAUACUAUGUUUAAGUACAAAUAUUUUUUUUUUUUAAUACUUUUCUGAGCAAUUGAAUUACUAACUUAAGUAUUAUUACAUAAAUUAUAUUUUAUAUUUAUUAUAAAAAUUUAAAAUUAUUAUAUUUUAAUUAUUUAAAUUUUAUUUGAAAAGUGUAGUUAUUUUCACUUAAAUUCCUUCAAAUGAAAUAUAUUUAUUUUACUGAAAAUAAAAGCAGUUGUAUUUGCAGCAUACGUAAAGAUAUUUCCAACAACAGCAAUAAAAACAAUAGCAACAACAAACAACUUUUAAUGUUUCAAACAAUAUAAAUAUUAAACUCAUACUUUGCAUUAAAAAAACAACAAAUUUAAAAAUUUUUGAAACCCAAAGUGUAAGAAAGAAAUGUCAAUAUUAGUAACUAAAACAAAUAUUUAAUAUAGCUGAAAAAAAUGUAAAAGAACAAACAAUUUUAUUGUAGUUGUG
Zeugodacus cucurbitae (melon fly) is the source of this 6239-nucleotide messenger RNA. RefSeq names its product sodium-dependent phosphate transporter 2 (gene NaPi-III). Bases 1403 to 3823 code for a protein of 806 amino acids. The record is from RefSeq and is a predicted model, not a curated record. Gene Ontology annotation, biological process: phosphate ion transmembrane transport. The transcript has 8 exons. Lineage: Eukaryota; Metazoa; Arthropoda; Insecta; Diptera; Tephritidae. Gene Ontology annotation, molecular function: phosphate transmembrane transporter activity. Gene Ontology annotation, cellular component: membrane.